Patiria miniata (bat star) is the source of this 1275-nucleotide messenger RNA. Its product is annotated as hydroxyacid oxidase 1-like. Gene Ontology annotation, molecular function: oxidoreductase activity; FMN binding. The transcript is spliced from 9 exons. The record is from RefSeq and is a predicted model, not a curated record. Bases 174 to 1262 code for a protein of 362 amino acids. NCBI's taxonomy places the organism in Eukaryota, Metazoa, Echinodermata, Asteroidea, Valvatida, Asterinidae.
CCCGUUCAGUUGGACCAUGGUUGGACCAUGGAGGUAGAAUCCAAGUUGCCAAGAAGGCUCCAGAAAAUGACGUAAAUACGCAGCAGCUGGGCAACUGACACUGGCAGCAGGUUCCAAUUUUGUUAUUAAGAGGCCCCAUUUGUACCACCAUACAUGCCCUGCCUUCAUUUAUCAUGAUAACAGUGGAGGACUUUGAGCGGUAUGCUACUGACCAUCUACCACGCAGUGUCUAUAACCAUGUCAGUGCUGGCUCCAAUGAUCAACAAACUCUGAAUGACAACCGCAGUGCUUUUAAGAGGUACCGCAUCCGUCCGCGGGUGCUGAGAGAUGUCUCCCGCAGGGACUUAUCUGCAACCAUUCUAGGCCAUGAGUUCCCGUUGCCCAUCGGCAUAGCUCCUACUGGUUUGCAGCGACUGGCCUACAGCGAUGGGGAUCUGGCAAUGGCAAGAGCUGCAUCGUCUCAUGGCGUCAUCAUGAUCCUCAGUUCCUACGCAACUUCCAGCAUUGAAGAUGUUGCCUCUGCAGCCUCGCCCGCCGGACAUCUCUGGUUCCAGCUCUACAUCUUCAGCGAUCGGCGACACACAGAGCAGCUUGUGCGCAGGGCCGAGAGGGCAGGAUAUAACGCCAUCGUUGUCACAGUGGACACUCCCUAUGCAGGCAAGAAAUACAACGAUGAGCGGUGUGGCUUUAACCCUAAAGUUAGGUUACCCAAUGUUGAGGGAGGAUAUUUCAACUCCAGUGUAAGUUCAGGUACCCCGGAUAAGUACGACUCAUCUGAGAUCUCCCCCUCAGUGACAUGGGCUGAUAUACAAUGGCUACGGUCCCUGACAGAAUUACCAGUCAUUGUCAAGGGAAUUAUCUCAGGGGAGAAUGCUCUUGAAGCUGUGGCAAAUAACGUUGAUGGCAUUAUUGUUUCCAAUCACGGAGGAAGACAAUUGGAUGGCGUCCCAGCACCUAUUGAUGUUCUACCAGAGGUGCUGGCUGCAACUAAAGGUACUAAAGUGGAGGUGUACAUGGAUGGGGGUAUCCGUCAGGGUACUGACGUCAUGAAAGCUCUUGCCCUGGGUGCGAGGGCAGUAUUCAUCGGCCGACCAGCCUGGUGGGGCUUGACCUACAAGGGUGAGGAAGGAGUUCAGCAAGUCCUGCAGAUUCUCCGGGAUGAGUUGGACCUAGCCUUGGCCUUGUCAGGCUGUGCUUCAGUCCGUGACCUUAAUCCAUCCAUGGUGGUGCUUGGACCAGAUGUUGCUGAGGCCAGGCUGUGACAGCUGGUGGUGU